Molecule: messenger RNA, 1894 nt
Organism: Didymodactylos carnosus
Lineage: Eukaryota; Metazoa; Rotifera; Eurotatoria; Philodinida; Philodinidae
Source: the annotation of a GenBank genome assembly
UAUGAAUAAAAUAAUGAUACGUAGCUAUAACAGAGAAAUUAAGUAUAAAGUUACAGCUGCCUAAGUAGUAUUGUCGUUGCCGUCUACUGCUCUAGGGCGACAGCUAGAGAGAUAUCAUGUUGUUUGAAUAUUAGUCUGCCCAUUAGUAUGGUUUGGAAAUGCAAAGAAUGAGAAAGAAGGUGAACACGUGACCAGAAACGUGUUAAUAUCUCUUAUAUAAACCUGUAAUUUUAGGACAAUAGCGGGUCUCUUGGGUGCAUAUCGAGUCGAAAAAGUAUCCCGCAAAAAUCCAUUACAUCUUAUCAAUUUUAUUAAUUAUUCAACUGGUAUGGAUCAAAAUAUUAAAUUUGAUAAUUUAGCUUUAAAAACACUACCUAUUGAUCCAGUAGAAGAAAAUUAUACUAGAACAGUGUCUAACGCAUGCUUCUCUAGAGUGAAACCAACUCCAGUUAAAAAUCCAAAAUUAGUCGCAUGUUCAUCGGAUGCUCUUAGAUUAAUUGGAAUCAACAAUCAGAAUGAGCGAGAAUUAGCCGAGAUAUUCAGUGGUAAUCGUUUGUUACCUGGAAGUGAACCAGCAGCUCACUGUUAUUGUGGCCAUCAAUUCGGUUAUUUUUCUGGACAACUAGGCGAUGGUGCCACAAUGUAUUUAGGUGAAAUAAUUAAUGAUAAACAAGAACGUUGGGAGUUACAAUUGAAAGGUGCUGGAAAAACACCAUAUUCUCGAACAGCUGAUGGCAGAAAAGUAUUAAGAAGUUCAAUAAGAGAAUUUUUAUGUAGUGAGGCUAUGCAUUAUUUGGGAAUACCAACAACUCGAGCUGGAACAUGUGUAACAUCUGAUGAUUAUGUUACAAGAGAUAUUUUUUAUGAUGGAAAUCCAAUUGAUGAAAGAUGUACAAUAAUAUCAAGAAUUGCACGGACAUUUAUCAGAUUUGGCUCAUUCGAGAUAUUUAAACCAAUGGAUCCAUUUACAAAUCGAAAAGGACCAUCUAUUGGUAGAAAAGAUAUAUUAAUUCAAUUACUCGAAUAUGUUAUAUCAACAUUUUAUACAGAGAUAUCCAAUAAAUAUGGAAAUAAAACUGAAGAAAAAUAUUUAGCAUUCUUUGACGAAAUUGUUAUGAGAACAGCUCGAUUAGUAGCUGAAUGGCAAUGUGUCGGAUGGUGUCACGGUGUGUUGAAUACAGAUAAUAUGAGUAUUGUCGGAGUAACGAUUGACUAUGGACCAUAUGGAUUUAUGGAUCGUUUUGAUCCAAAUUUUAUCUGUAAUGGAUCAGAUGAUAAUGGUCGUUAUUCAUAUAAACAGCAGCCAAGUAUCUGUCGAUGGAAUUGUGAAAAAUUAGCCGAAGCACUUUCACCCGUCAUGCCAUUGGAUAAAGCAAAACAAAUAAUGAAAAAUUUUGAUAUCGAAUAUGAACGAUAUUAUUUAGAUAAAAUGAGACGAAAACUUGGUCUCAUACAAAAAAACGUUGACAGUGACAAAGAUUUAAUUGAUAAAUUUCUUUCAACUAUGCAAUCAACAGGCAGUGAUUUUACAAAUUCUUUCCGUACUCUGUCUCUUAUUCAUUUACCUGGCACAAAAGAUUAUGAUCAACGAUUAGCUACAUUUAAAACAAAUAUUAUUCAACAAUGUUGUGAUUUAGAUGAAUGGAAAUUUGUUAAUAAACCAUCGAUUGAUCAACAAACACUUCAAAUGUUAACUCAAUUGGCGGGUCAAAAUGAAAUGUUUUUACAACAAUUCGGAUUUAGUUCGGCAAGAAUACAAGUUGAACAACAAAAAAUAGAAAGAAUGAAAAAUAUUGAACUAUUGCGACUAAAUGAACAUGUUGAGUCAGUGGCAGGCCGACAGCGGGACAAUUGGGGCAAUUGCCAUACCAAUAAAAAUUUGUAUGGCAAUUGA